This is a messenger RNA of Trichosurus vulpecula (common brushtail), 460 nucleotides long. It is a transcript of the gene HAMP, whose product is annotated as hepcidin antimicrobial peptide. NCBI's taxonomy places the organism in Eukaryota, Metazoa, Chordata, Mammalia, Diprotodontia, Phalangeridae. The transcript is spliced from 3 exons. Bases 59 to 313 code for a protein of 84 amino acids. Gene Ontology annotation, cellular component: extracellular region. Gene Ontology annotation, biological process: intracellular iron ion homeostasis. The record is from RefSeq and is a predicted model, not a curated record.
AAGUGCUGGGCUCAGGACACCGGAGAGAAUCCUGAGCUAAGCAAGCACACGGACAAAAAUGGCACUGACCACUCAAAUCCAGAUCACCUGUGUCUUCUUCCUUCUCCUCUCCAACUUUGUCUGUCCAUCUGUUCUUCCAAGCAAGACACGGGACCUUGUGCAGACACCACUCCAAGAGGUGGCCCCAGCUCACGAUGACUCGAUGCAGCCCCUGCUUCAGAGGACAAAGAGAUUCGACAGCCACUUUUCCUUCUGCGUAUUCUGCUGUGACUGCUGUAACAAUAAAAAAUGCGGUUUUUGUUGCCGGACGUGACUGGAGCCCAUUGCCUCGUCUCAGCUCCCUCCCAAGUUCCCUUCCCCACUUCAUUUUCUAAUUUAUUUUCUCCCCUCCCCCUGCCCCUCCCCCUGGCCCUUCCUGUUGUGACUGUCUCAAAAUAAAAUGGUAUGUUUUCCCCAAAAA